AAGUUAGCUUCGAUCUAAUAAUACUGGUCUCAUGCUACUGCUUCGCCGGCCAGCCAGCCAACUGACUUACUGACUGACUGUAUGAGACGACAACGACAACAAAACACUAAACAACUUUAGCCCAGCAUAAGUUUAGAUGUACUUUAAGCUUGAAUUUAAAAUUCGCAGAAUUUGUUGCUAUUUUAUGUGCAGUUUUUUUUUUUUUUAAGAUUAUUUUUUAUAAAUGCACUGGCCUAGCCUUAGUUUAGGUUCAGUCAAAAUUUGAUUCUCAAUCGUUGUUGAUGGCGUGUGUUUUUAGUGCGGUUAAUUCUCCACAAACGGAUAUAAACGUUAUUUUUGGUUUUUGAAAGAUACUUUUAAACUCAUUUUGUGGAUUGUGUGGUGAAUGUGAUAAACUGUAAUAAGAAUAAUAAAAUAGAAAUUAACAAUUGCAAAUUUGUUUGUGGUUCAAUUUAAUUGUAAAUAAAUUAAGCUAAGGAUAACAAAUAAGGAUAUACCAAUCAAGAGUGGAUAUUACUAACUUGUGCCAUAGAUUGAUUACUCAAAAUUAUUUAAAGAUAAAUUUUAAAAUGGCAAAAUUACAAAUGUUUUCAUUGAUAACAAUAUGUUUGAUAUUUUGCAUUGGUACAAUAAAUUCAGCAGUAACAGCAGGUUAUUUCUAUGAAAACCCAAUAAGACCAUUCAAUCCGGCAUCAUUUCCACCAUUACGUUCCACAGGACAAUAUUCUGGCAUUCCAUUUGGACAAAAGGUAGAAUCGACUACCCAAACACGUUUGAAAGUUCCACCAAUUCCCUCACUUCCCCCAUUAACAACAUACAUACCAACACCAACUACAAAAUAUCAAUUACCUUUUGGUAAUGUUCAAAGUUCAACACCAACUGCCUUUAACGUAAGACCGGCACAACAGCAGCAAGGACAAUUAUUCCAACAACAACAACAGACAACUCAGUAUCAAAGACCUCAACAACAAAUUCAAUACCAACAACCUCAGCCACAACCAUAUUCUUAUCCAAAACCUCAAGUUCCUGUUAAUACACAACUCACAUCAAAUAAUCAACAAUCUUCUUACACAAUUCAACAGCGAAAUAAUAUUCCACAAACCACACAAAAACCAGCAACACAAUUCUAUCAAAAUACCACCCCUGCGUUACCAAUCCAAAGACAAACCCCAAAGCCCUCUGUAGUACAAUUAGUUCCCCAACAAGUUGUUCCUCAACAAGUUGUUCCCCAACAAGUUCCCCAACAAGUUGUCCAACAAAUAGCCUCAGCCCCAAUAGUAGAUAUUCCAACCACUUCGGUUAUUAAUUCAGAUUCUAAUCCUACACAGCCCAACGCAGGACUCCUCGCUUCUCCAGACAUCUAUGUAGUAGAUGGACGACCAUUGAAGCAGUACAAAGUCUACGAACACAUCGACAAUGACAUCGAAGAAGAAGUUCAUAAUUUCCUUCCGUCCAAUUUCUUCCUCAACAGUUACCAUUCUAUGAUUGGAGACACACAUCCACUUGGCGAAGAUGUGCAAGUUCAGAAUAGAGCAUCGAGUUUCCAACAGCGAAGUCAGCUCAUAUCCCAGCCUACACCCAAUACCGUUGCAUUGGGUUCUGGAGGAUUGGGUUUUGUCAAACUUCCCAAUGGCAAUGUUUAUCUAGGUUCAGGAUCAUUGGGGUACAUUAGUAGUUUGCAGCAUUCACAAGAUGUUCAAGAUCUCAGAAGUCGUACGAGCUCUUCCGGACCCGAUGCACUUCACUUUGGACAUGGUUCACUGAGUGACAGCUUCUAUUAUCGAAAUCAGAAAGAUUAGUUAGUUUUGGAGAUUUUUUUGUCUAUAAAUAUGAUUUUCUUUUGUAAAAUUUUCUUUGUUUUAUUUAUCACCGAAUGUAUCCUAUAAUUUUU
Episyrphus balteatus (marmalade hoverfly) is the source of this 1891-nucleotide messenger RNA. RefSeq names its product putative mediator of RNA polymerase II transcription subunit 29. Bases 570 to 1799 code for a protein of 409 amino acids. NCBI's taxonomy places the organism in Eukaryota, Metazoa, Arthropoda, Insecta, Diptera, Syrphidae. The record is from RefSeq and is a predicted model, not a curated record. The transcript is spliced from 2 exons.